CCACUAACGAAAAAAAUGUCCGCCUACCAACCAGUUGUUGUUAUUGACGGUAAGGGUCACUUAUUAGGUCGUUUGGCUUCCACCGUUGCCAAACAAUUGUUGAACGGCCAAAAAGUUGUUGUCGUCAGAUGUGAAGCCUUGAACAUCUCUGGUGAAUUCUUCAGAAACAAAUUGAAAUACCACGACUACUUGAGAAAGGGUACCAGAUACAACAAGACUCACGGUCCAUUCCACUUCAGAGCCCCUUCCAGAAUCUUUUACAAGGCCAUCAAGGGUAUGAUUGCUCACAAAACUCCAAGAGGUAAGGCUGCUUUGGAAAGAUUGAAGGUUUUCGAAGGUAUUCCACCUCCAUACGACAAGAAGAAGAGAGUUGUGGUUCCUCAAGCUUUGAGAGUCUUAAGAUUGAAGCCAGGUAGAAAAUACACCACUGUCGGUAAGUUGUCUUCGUCUGUUGGAUGGAAAUACGAAUCUGUCGUUGACAAAUUGGAAGAAAAGAGAAAGUUGCAAUCUGCUGAAUACUACGCCAAGAAGAAGGCUUUAUUGAAGAAGAUUCAAUCCGCUAAGGCUUCUGUUGCUGACUCUGAAGCUUCCCAAAAAUUGGCUGAAUUCGGUUACUAAAUUUCUUGAUCCCAAAGAGAAAUACUUAUUAUUUUAACUUUAACGUUGGUAUAUGAUUUAUUUGUUACUCAAAUGAAUAAAUAAUAAAAUAGAUAAAUCAAAUGGAACUUGCCGGUUCCUCAUUUGUAUAUUUUAAAUCUUACAUUUAAUCU
This is a messenger RNA of Yamadazyma tenuis ATCC 10573, 770 nucleotides long. It is a transcript of the gene RPL16A, whose product is annotated as 60S ribosomal protein uL13. Gene Ontology annotation, biological process: negative regulation of translation; translation. Gene Ontology annotation, molecular function: mRNA binding; structural constituent of ribosome. The record is from RefSeq and is a predicted model, not a curated record. Gene Ontology annotation, cellular component: cytosolic large ribosomal subunit; ribosome. Lineage: Eukaryota; Fungi; Ascomycota; Pichiomycetes; Serinales; Debaryomycetaceae.